GCGGCCGCCGGUGUCCAGGGCGGGUGCGGCGCCGGAUGGAGCGGCCGGGGGAGCGCCGCCGGGGCCGCAGAGGCACCCGGCAGUAGGUGUGAGCUGAUCUUGCCUGGCUCCUGCAGUAGCCUGGCUCUCUGGUGUCUGAUGAUGAGUGUGACCCCGACCAGGGGAUGCCUCCUGGACCUGCCCUGGGAAGACAUCUUGGUUCCACAUAUCCUCUGUCAUCUGCCACUGCAGCAACUCCUGAGCCUGCAGAGGGUCAGCAAGUCGUUCCAGUCUCUCAUCCAGUUGUACCUGGCCAACAUGCGCUGCUUUGACUCAAGCCAGAUUGCACCUGCCAUCCCUCGAGCCGCUUUUGUUAACCUGUUGAAGGACAACGAAGUUCUGCAGCAGCUGGCACUCCAGAACUGCUCCGACUGGCUGACGGACCAGGAGCUGCUCCCGGUCAUCGGGCAGAACCGCCACCUGCACCAGAUCCAGCUGAAGGGCUGCGCCCAGCUCAGCCGCCACGCGCUGGUGGCCAUCUCGCUGAGCUGCCCCAACCUGCGCCAGCUCUCCCUGGCUCACUGUGAGUGGGUGGACAGCCUGUCCCUGCGCAGCCUGGCUGACCACUGCAAGGCGCUGGAGGCUGUGGACCUGACGGCCUGUCGCCAGCUGAAGGACGAGGCCAUCUGCUACCUGGUGCAGAAGUGCAACAGGCUCAAGUCUCUGUCACUGGCUGUCAAUGCCAACGUGGGCGACGUGGCAGUUGAGGAGACUGCCAAGUGCUGCCCAGAGCUGGAGCACUUGGACCUCACGGGGUGUUUACGAGUCAAGAAUGACUCCAUCAGGGUCCUGGCUGAGUACUGUCCCAAGUUGCGCUCGCUGAAGGUCAAGCAUUGCCACAACGUGGCUGAGUCCAGCUUGAGCAUCCUCCGAAGCCGUGGGGUGGAGCUGGAUGUGGAGCCUCCGCUGCAGAGGGCUCUCGUUCUGCUGCAGGAUGUGGUUGGCUUCGCCCCCUUCAUCAACCUUCAGAUCUAGAACUGCUGCUGCUGGGGAGGGGGGGACUGACACAAUGCUGGGAUCCCAGAAGGAUGCCGGAACUGGCUGCUGUAGAGACGUGCAGAGGGAGAGGUCAGUCCCAUUGGUGAGGCUGGCCUGAGCGGGGCUCACUCUUUCCUCUGGGGCUGUGUAGCAGCCACUGAGUGUUCAUAAGUGGACUUCAUUGGUGCCUCUGGGGCAAGUAACUCCCUCUGCAGUGGUGUGAAAAGAGCGAGUGAUUUGCAGGAACACCAUGGUGCUGAACAGGUGCUUGGUCAGGCCAGCUAAUAGAUAGGUCUUAUUAUUUGCUGUAUUUUAAA
Pyrgilauda ruficollis (rufous-necked snowfinch) is the source of this 1334-nucleotide messenger RNA. RefSeq names its product F-box and leucine rich repeat protein 15 (gene FBXL15). The record is from RefSeq and is a predicted model, not a curated record. Lineage: Eukaryota; Metazoa; Chordata; Aves; Passeriformes; Passeridae. The transcript has 4 exons. Gene Ontology annotation, molecular function: protein binding. The coding region runs from base 139 to 1014 and encodes 291 amino acids.